AUGCCUGUUUGGUUCACUAAAUCAAGAACCAUUACCCAUCACUUAAACAGAAAGGUGGGUUUCAUGGGAAUUAUCCACCAAAAUUUUUGGAUUUCUUCUUCUUCUUCUAUGCAACCGAGUUCUUUAUCAUCAAUAUUUAUCCCAGGGAUUGAUGAGGAUCAUUCAACUCCACAUAUAUUUCCAUUCAACUCAUCGAUUAUCUCCCGUUUCUCCCUCCAGCGAUUCAAAUCCACCAAAGCUGCAAGCCAACUUGCACAGCUCUACUCUACUGAUGACGAUGAUCAUGAUAAUAGUCAGGUCCUGGACUUUCCUGGAGGCAAGGUUACGUACAUAUCUGAAAUGAGAUUCUUAUCAGAGUCCAACGUGAAGAGAAUACCCUGUUACCGUGUUCUUGAUGACAAUGGAGAAAUAAUCAUAGGCAGUGAUUAUGAACAGUUGAGCGAGGAAAUUGCAGUGAAGAUGUAUAGUAACAUGGUCACCCUUCAAAUGAUGGAUACCAUAUUCUAUGAGGCACAGCGCCAAGGAAGAAUUUCCUUCUACCUGACCUCAACUGGUGAAGAAGCAAUAAACAUUGCAUCAGCAGCUGCACUAAGUGCAGAUGAUAUUAUCUUGCCUCAGUACCGAGAACCUGGGAUUCUACUAUGGCGAGGAUUCACAAUUCAAGAAUUUGCCAACCAAUGCUUUGGAAACAAGGAUGAUUAUGGGAAAGGCAGGCAGAUGCCCAUACAUUAUGGGUCUAAGAAGCACAAUUUUGUAACAAUUUCAUCACCUAUAGCAACGCAACUUCCUCAAGCUGUAGGUAUUGCUUAUUCUCUUAAGAUGGACAAAAAGGAUGCAUGUGUUGUAACAUAUACUGGAGAUGGUGGCACCAGCGAGGGAGAUUUUCAUGCUGCUUUGAACUUUGCAGCAGUGACAGAAGCUCCUGUGGUCUUUAUCUGUCGCAACAAUGGCUGGGCCAUCAGUACUCAUAUAUCAGAGCAAUUUCGAAGCGAUGGGAUUGUUGUCAGGGGUCGAGCUUAUGGAAUCCGAAGCAUCCGGGUGGAUGGAAAUGAUGCUCUUGCUGUUUACAGUGCAAUUCACGCGGCUCGCAAAAUGGCCAUAAGUGAGCAAAGGCCUGUAUUAGUUGAGGCCCUUUCAUAUAGAGUAGGACACCACUCCACGUCUGAUGAUUCCACAAAGUAUCGGCCAGUAGAUGAAAUUGACUACUGGAAAGUGGAACGGAAUCCUGUAAAUAGAUUCAGAAAAUGGGUCGAAAGAUAUGGCUGGUGGAGUGAGGAGGAAGAAUCAGAGCUCAGGGGCAGCAUCAAGAAGCAGCUUCUGCAAGCGAUUCAAGUAGCAGAGAAAACAGAGAAACCUCCACUCAAGAACUUGUUCUCUGAUGUCUAUGAUAUUCCACCUCCAAAUCUUCGCGAGCAAGAGAAAGAACUCAGAGAAACCAUCAAUAGACAUCCUCAGGACUAUCCCUCUGAUAUCCCACAGUAG
Molecule: messenger RNA, 1482 nt
Organism: Dovyalis caffra
Lineage: Eukaryota; Viridiplantae; Streptophyta; Magnoliopsida; Malpighiales; Salicaceae
Source: the annotation of a GenBank genome assembly